Molecule: messenger RNA, 1261 nt
Organism: Guillardia theta CCMP2712
Lineage: Eukaryota; Cryptophyceae; Pyrenomonadales; Geminigeraceae
Exons: 4
Coding region: 38-1072 (344 amino acids)
Source: RefSeq, a predicted model, not a curated record
AUCUUCAGUGGGUAGCUCGCACAGCAAGGAAGGCGCGAUGAAGCGCCUCUUGCACAAGCAUCAAACACUGGAGAAGGAUCGGUACGCGCCGGUAGUGGUUCCUGAGGAGAAGGAGAAUGCGAGGAGACAGGAGGAGGAGCCGGCGCAAGGCGAGCAGGAGCAGAUGGAGCAGGACCACCAGGAAGCAGCUGUCGAGGACAGACAUGCGCCCAACCGUCAGCAUGUUCGAGCGCAGGUUGCAAGGGAGCCGGUCAUGUCGGUUGAGGGGCAGAGAGAAAUGGACGAGAUGAUCGGCAUGCAGAUCGGGAAGGCGAUCAGUCGAGCAGUGGCAGGAACUCUCAAGGAGGAGAUCCACCACGUCCUCGUCUCCGAGUUGUCCAGAGAGAAGGCGGCGAAGGCUUCAAAGCAUGUACCUGCGAAGCAGCAGCGCAACAACCAGCAGGUCGCCGCCAAAAGAAGCGCACCAAAGGAAGCCUAUCCAGCAGCCACGUCGCCGCCUGUGAAAGUUGGUCAUCCAGUCGAGGCCAAGAAGGCAGCAGCUGCUGUGGGAGCAGGAGGAGCUCGCAAGGUCGCAGCCUCGCAGGAGGAACCUGCUGCUGCAAAUGCACAAGACCCGAGGAAGGAGCUCGACGAGCUUCAAUCCAAGGUGGAGACGUUGGCAGCAAUGGAACGAGAGGCGCUGGACAACCUCCCGCAGGUAGAGAACAAGGAGGCUCUUGCCCGCUCCUCCAUCGCCAGCACCCUUCAGUCCCUGAGGAUAGCCAAGGACAGGAGCGUGUUGGCGCAGCGAGCUGUGGAUGACGAUAAAGUGACAUCGAACAUGCAGCAGCUCAAGUUCGAUCAGAUGACCGCACAGCGCGCGACUGAGAUCGAGGAUGCGGUGAAGAGGGAGUUGCAGAAGGAGCUUCAUCGGCAGGCGGAGCUGAAGCUGGAGGCAGAGAGAGGCCCGCUGCUCGCUCGGCGACUGCACCUGGCCAGGAAGGAGCUGAGGGAGGAGAAGGAUAAGAUGAAGAGAUGGUCGGAGGAGCAGGAGGCGCAGAAGCUGGAGGAGAACAUGAACUUUGCAGCCUGAGGAGGAGGAGAGCUGGGUGUUCACUUGAUAUUGUUUGUCUUGUUUCUCUGUCUCGUCCCUUUUCCUUCCGCUUGCUCCCUCUCACUUAUCUGUAAUCCUUUUCUUCUUCUCUUCUCCUCUCUUCCCUUCUGUCUCUCUAUCUCUUUCUGUCUUUCUUUAAACUUUUUUAAAAAAUUGCUUAUCAUCCCG